Molecule: messenger RNA, 2076 nt
Organism: Malassezia vespertilionis
Lineage: Eukaryota; Fungi; Basidiomycota; Malasseziomycetes; Malasseziales; Malasseziaceae
Exons: 2
Coding region: 1-2076 (691 amino acids)
Source: RefSeq, a predicted model, not a curated record
AUGGCAAAUACAGGCGGCACAUUCGACCUGAGCGGGCACAAAAAGCUAUUCGGAAAAGAUGGCAAGUACAUUGUUGCAGGCAUCCCAACGGAUGCGCUUGUUGAACAAUCUCUAGUAUCGGACCAUCUGAAAUUGUUGAGUGCGUUUGAUACGUUGCGCGCAAGUGUACUUUAUGGGGAAUAUGUGGACGAGAUCUUGCCGUCCUAUACAGAAGCGGUGCAAGGAAUGGUAUCCAGUGCAGAAAAAGCGCAGAAAGGCUCAUCGGAGCAAAACUGCACGCGCUGGAUUGCAUUUUUGACACGCGCACUCGCGCGCUUCGAAACAUACAUCAGCCAAGUGCUGAACCAUGCAAACACACAAGCAGAGUUCCACCUUCAGCUGAACGAUUUGGACCUUCCUCCCUUUUUUGCUGAGUCUGAGUAUACGAAUAAAAUGCCGGAUCCACUCGUGGUGCCGGACAGACUUCUUCCGCCGCUGGACGUGCUGAUGAUUUGGCACACGUACCUGUUGAACCCGUCGCGCUACAAUGAAGAUAUUUAUCUCGCUUCGCAUCGCUCCAUCUUUGCACGAUACGAAUUUCCCCUUGCCAAGGCAGCGAGAAUGAUUGACAACUAUACCCUGGAAUACAGCGUUGCUGUGGCGGAGCCCAUAUGGGGCAAUCUUACGGGCGAGUCGUUCGAUCCGCUGCACGCGCCGUCGAACAUGACCAGCGUUGCGUGUCACGUAUGCGAGCAGCCACAGAGUGUAAGUUGGGAGGACCUUUGCACGGGCGACUGGAGGAUCAAAUGUGCCGACUGCAACAUUAUUACGACGCCAUCCAACAUGCGUGCCAAAAAGUGGGUGGAGCAUGUUGAGCGUUGGCAGCAAGGUACUUCAGACAUGUGCUCGUACCGUCUCCAUGGCGGUGCGCUUUCCGCAUACAAUGGCCGAUUUUUCACGACAGAUCCGUACGCACCCAUCCUGAACCGCGUCUUUGCAAGUGGGCGAGUGCAAAACAAUGCAGUGGGCGGGAUGACCCAGCGCAUCCUUGGCGAAUCCACGCGCGACGUGUAUGGCAAGGUGAAAUUAGAAAGAAAAUUACCCCGGGAGGUGUAUGAAGCUGCAGGGCAUGAUAUGGAAGCCAUUUCGCAAAUCUUGUACGAGUCUGUACAGGCAGACAUGGGCCGCAAAUUAUCUCAAAAGCAGCACCAUGAUCUCUACCGGCGCACGAGUUUGAUGAUGAGUUACUACCUAGAGCUGCAUCCCCUCAGUGCGGCGAGCAUUGAUUUGGUUGCAGCCACCGAGCGCCAGUUCCGGUUUAUUGAAUCGAUCAAGAAACUUGGAUGGCUCGCGCCUGGCGGGAUGCCCAAUCUGGACAAUGCCAUUCUUCGGUACCACGCAUGGCUGAAUAUUGCAGGCAAAGGCACAAAGAUGUUAUGUCCUACGCUGGACAUUGAUCUUGUGUGGCACACGCAUCAGCUCGCCCGCUUUUACUACUGGGACAUGUUCCGCCUCGUUUCUCGUUUUGUCGACCACAAUGACCGCGUCGAAAAAACGUUUUUGCGCGGCUCGUUCAACGACACGGUCGACAUUUGGGUAAGAGAAUACAACCGGCCAUACUCUGUGUGCGGCUGCAACGAACACCGCUCUAAGUACGAGACCACGAAAAAGCUUCUCAGCCAUUUUAAAGGAAAAGCGCGCAAGAAGGAUUCUGAGGGCGAGAUUGCGAAUGCCAACGAAGAUGUGACGCCAUUGCAUCCGACGUAUCCCAGCGUGCAUAGCGCCGUUACAAAGCGCGGCUCGGAGGCUGAGCAGGAACGGAAUGAUGUGUUUGACCAUGUUUCGCCGUACCCCGAGAUGGAGCCCUUUUUCUUCAAACCUGCUGAGGACUGCACUGUGCCCGGGAAAGGCACAGCGGGAGUAUCGUCGGAGAAUGUAGAUGGAAACGCAAGUGCUGUGUGCAUGCAAGGAGCUUAUCUCUAUGGCUCCCACUGCUCUUCCUCGGGGUGGUACAGCGAUCCUUACAGCGGCGCACCGCAUAUUGCUGCCAACACAGCUUUAGGUUUAAGCGUCGAUGCGGGCGGCAGCAUGUUCUAA